Cylindrotheca closterium is the source of this 1365-nucleotide messenger RNA. The record is from the annotation of a GenBank genome assembly. NCBI's taxonomy places the organism in Eukaryota, Bacillariophyta, Bacillariophyceae, Bacillariales, Bacillariaceae.
AUGAGUGACAGUGCGACCUGUUUUGUGGCAGCGAAGUACUCUCAGAGUCCGGAUGCUGUUACCGACACUAGCAUCACGCUAGUCAAUAACAACAAGAUUGCCAAUGUCUUUGCCAAACAAAUUCCACCAAAUGCGUCAGAUCUUAAAACCGCCGAUUCCUUGAUUGCCUCUCAAAUGGCAAAGCUAUCAGUCUCAGACCGAGAAAAGGUGUACAUGGACGUUCAUGGGAUACCAGACUUUGUUGCAGAAACCCCAGAACUAAUUCAGAAGAGUUUGUUGGAAUUGCAACACGAGAUCGAUACUCUACCUGACAAGAAAGCCUAUAACAUUGCUGAACGGCUGGAUUCAACAUAUACCCAGGACAGAGACUUCCGCCUUGCGUUCCUUCGAUGCGACAGGUUCGAUUGCCAGAAGGCUGCGCUCCGAAUCAUACGGCAUUUUCAAAUGAAACUGGACUUGUUUGGCGCUGAUUCGCUUGCAAUGGACAUUACUCAAGAUGAUUUGGACGCUGACGACAUGGAAGUUCUCUAUACCUCAAGUGGAAGAUUCUUGAAUGCGUACGAUGCAGGGGGGCGGGUCAUAAACAUCGUGGUGCAAGUUCCCAAAGUUUAUAAGGCCGAUGCAGUCCUUCGUAGGGCCUUUUACAACGUCAUGAUAGCAUGCCAUGACGUGGAGAUACAACGGCGGGGUUUUGUCAGUAUCGUUUUCCAUUCUGGAGAUCAUGAUGUCAAGGGUACGAGUGGGGAUAAUGCUGUUCUUAACUGGAAGUUUCCAAAGCUGAAUGAAGGAUCCCCCAUAUACCUCUCGGCUGUCCACCUAUGUUACAGUGAGGAAUCGUGGGAAGCUCAUAAUGCACUGGUUAGGACUGCUUUCAGCGAACCAAAGCAAGUUAGAUGUAGGGUGCAUCAUGGCACUGUCCUUGAAUGUUUGGAACGAUUGCGUGGGCAUGGAAUCGACCCAUCUUCCAUACCUGUGAACGACAAAGGCGAGAUCACUGACCUUCUCGAAGAUCGUCAGAGAUUAGAACGACAACGGCGGCAGGAGCGCUUAAUAUAUCCUAUUCCUAGCACGAUUUUUGUUCCAUUUUGCGAGGACGUUUUGCUGGGCAAAGGUAUUCCAUUUCAAAUCCACUCUGGCAACAGAAAGCUUCGAAUGAUUGUCGCGGAUCGGCAGAAGGAGUACGAAAAGGCAAAGAAAGGACGAAAGAAGAGUAUUGCUAAAGAAUGUGUUGAUAUGAUUAGGAGCAAUGGAGGCCUAUUUCUAAAGCAAGAUGACAACAAGUGGUUCCCAGUGGAUAUUGAGGUUGCCAUCAAGAAAGUCGGCGCCAACUUUCGAACGAUCCGGUCGAAGUCUGGGGCAAAGUAA